Molecule: messenger RNA, 2569 nt
Organism: Macrobrachium nipponense
Lineage: Eukaryota; Metazoa; Arthropoda; Malacostraca; Decapoda; Palaemonidae
Gene: IFT57
Product: intraflagellar transport protein 57 homolog
Exons: 9
Coding region: 121-1368 (415 amino acids)
Biological process (GO): non-motile cilium assembly; intraciliary transport
Cellular component (GO): cilium; intraciliary transport particle B; Golgi apparatus
Source: RefSeq, a predicted model, not a curated record
UUUGUAGGAAAAUUAAUAUACGCUCCCUUAGUCAUCGAGUGAAAUUAUUCAAGACAAAUCCAAAUAGAGUUGCAGAAUUCCUACUAUACGAAGAACAAAUAUUUGUUUAACCCGUGAACAAUGAGUGCUCGACGAGGACCUGAAGAAGAGGCAGAAGAACUGGAUGGCGGGCCAGGACUGGCUUAUAUGCCAUUUGUUGUCAUGGAUGAUCUACUAGACAAACUCAAACUACUAAACUAUGACAAGGACUUCCUCAUUGAAUUGAAGAUGAAACCAUUGAGCAGGCAUUAUUUUGCAAUUGCAACGAAUCCUGGAGAGCAGUUUUUUCUCUUCACUUCAUUAGCUGCAUGGCUUAUUCGCAAGUCAGGCAGGAACAUGGAAGCCCCUCAGGAAUAUGAUGAUCCAAAUUCAACUAUAUCUAGCAUCCUUGAUCACCUGAGGCAGUUGGGUGUUGCAGUAGAUUUCCCACCGAGUAGACUGAAAACUGGAUGUGGCGAACAUGCAAUUUUUGUUCUUGAUCGUCUUGCUGACUUUGCACUCAAGGCGUCAAUGUUUGCUUGGAGAAAACCUGUGUACCCUUCCGAAGAUACCGGUGGUGAUGAUGGAGAUGUUGAGGAUGAGGCAGAACUCACUUUAGACAAAGUAGAAGAGGAGAUGAUGGCUGACUAUGACGAUGACGAUGAUGAGGAGGAAGAAAAUAUCUUACAUCUUGACGAUCUCAAAGAUUUGACCAAAAAUCAAGGGGACGCAUGGCCCGAUGAAAUCUUGCAUUCCAACACAACCUCCGAAGAGUGGAGACUUGAAUUGGAAAGGGUUCUUCCUCAGUUGAAAGUUACUAUUAGAUCAGAUAACCGUGACUGGCGAUCUCAUAUCGAGCAGAUGAAUGAGCACAGAGGAAAAAUCAACGAAACGUUGACUUUCACACAGAAGCAACUGGAUAGCCUCCACACAGAAAUUAGCCGCAGCUUAGAGAAAAUACAUUCGAGGGAAAAAUACCUGAACGGCCAACUGGAUCCUUUGUUACAGGAAUACAGGAAUUUACAGAACUUGGCAGCAGAAAGUCGUGAACAGUACCGGCAAGUAUCAGGGAGUUUAGUGGAGAAGUCUCACGAACUGGCUCAAAUUUCGGAUGAGCUUGAUCGCGUCAAACAUGAGAUGGAGGAAAGGGGCUCUAGCAUGACUGAUGGCACACCGUUGGUGAACAUUCGCAAAGGCCUCACAAGAGUUAAGCAGGAAAUUACGGCAAUGGACGUAAGGAUAGGUGUCGUGGAGCAGAAACUCUUGCAAGCGAAACUGAAGGACAAAACAAAUAUGCAGAGAGAUAUGAAUGCCCCUGUUUACAAUAACAUGGACAUGGGUCUAUUCUAGUUUGAUUUUUUCAUUCUUUAUAGAUUUGGCAGGUGUCAUGACUUGUGUGUACAAAGAAUAAUGAUGGUUGUUAUUGCAAUUAGGGUGAUUUGAGAGAAUUAUUUUUGUGGUGUGGGACUGUUUCCUCGAGAAUCAAAAGGAAAAUGCUUUUGAGUACUUGGUAUUUUCUUCAAGCGUGUUCAUUAAUAGGUGGAAAGUGUCUUAUCAUAAUGUGAUGUUUCUUAAACAUAAGAAGUUUUCUUGAAGCAGAAGUUGUCAUUGUUUAUAAAUGAUUGUUGAAUGCCUACCCUGACUAUGUAUAUUGUAAUACCAGAAUGAAAGGAACUGUACGUACCAAGAUUUUUUUGUAUUAACUCUGCUAUGUCUUACUUUGAUUAAAAGUUACUUAGAAGUUUUGCAUGAUUCAUGCGUUUAUAAAGGGUAUUUUAAGCUUUUACGCAUUAUUAUUAUUAUAAUAUGUAUUACCAAAAACACCAUAUAUGUUUCACCCCCAAAAAGUAUUUAGCGUAAUCACACCAUGUCUUUGUCUCAUUUAUAUUAAUUUCUCAUUUAAAAUUAUUUCUAGUGAUGUACUGGUCAUGGCUCAUGUCAAGACAUUUUAAAAUUUUCACUGACCUGUUGAAGAUCUUACAGAGAUGGGAACUUUGUUUUUUGAUGUUAUCAUGUCAGUUGUAUAGUUUCUCUGUGUAUUUAUGUUCUUUUAGUAACUAGAAAACAUGUUAGUAAUCAUAUCUUGAAUCAAAGUUCCUAUUGGUUUUCAUCCAGUCUUGUAAAGCUUUUAUAGUUUUUAUAUAUAGGUACAGUGUGUUGAAUUUUUAUAUUUAUAUAAUGGUACUCAGACAUAAAUGCAUUAAUCUUUAUUACUAAAAGAUCUGGCUUUAAUAUGAAAAUUUUCAGCCGUCCGCUAUUAAAUAAUAUCCGUCCAGGUUAAGUGGGGCUCUGUAGUGUUCUGCUUUACAUUUAAGAGUUCACAUAAUGAUUAGAAUUCAGUGCCUUUAUAUACCAAAGACAACAUAAUACUUGACGACAAAUUAAAGUUAUUGUGACGAUAGAUGCAUCUGUGCACUAUUUUAUCUAUGUUACUGUACAGUAAUAUUUAUCUAAUGACAGGUUCCUAUUUAUUCUAUUUUUAUUAUAUUUAUUUUCUUUGUUUGUUAAUAUCUUUUAUUUAUUUAUGUAAAUAAAUUGUACAGUAUAUAAU